This is a messenger RNA of Vitrella brassicaformis, 888 nucleotides long. Lineage: Eukaryota; Vitrellaceae. The record is from the annotation of a GenBank genome assembly.
CUAUUGCUUGAAGUGGUUGAGUGGCAGUCCGAGUUCCGAGUUAGCAGAUUUCACCUGCACUCAUGGGGAGAGAGAUAUCCAGUCAAAGUGUGGGCACUGUUGUUUGAUCCGAUAGUAUACCCACCUGCUGAGUAUCAGUGAGGUCGAGCUGCCAGAAGUCGGGCAAGGGGAAUUUCCUCAGUUUGGACCAGGUAAACUCAUCAUCGUAUCUCGAUUUGUCCCAGUCUGAUGAGCGACUUAGCAUAUCGAUAUUCGAUAUGAGGAUACAGGUAAACUCACCGAAUACUCACCGUUAGCAUCUUUGACGUCGUGGGCUGCCGUCUCAAACUGCACCACUUUCUCGUUUGCCGAGUAUCCCUUCAGCCUGCGCGGCAGCGUCGCAUCCAAGUCGUAGUCGAUGAACGCAACCGACUUGAGAAGAUCCUCAAUCUUCCUGUGGACAACGUAUUGGAGACGCAUCCGAGUAGCAUCCGAGCGCAUGCACAGCAUCAACAUGCGAGGCAUACCGAACAUGCAGAGGAGGGGUUAGGUGCUUGAGAUAAUACGUCAGCUCUCUUUCCUUCCCCUUCGGGAGGCCGAAAAAAAAGUGCUCUGCAUGUUGCCCAAGGCCGUGAACGGGGGAGUGGCAUCCUGCACUAUCAAAAGCAUUCAUGUUGCAUGCAUGCAACGAAGUCGAUGGAAUGGCUGUUUGCGCGCACCGAGUAGAAUAUCAGGAACAUCAUCCGUGGCAAGGUAAGUGUGCUGGUGAAGGAAGCCGUCACGGCGGCCGGCGUUGGCAAUGCUCAUGCCGAAGGAGACAUCGUGGCGCCAGCCCAGAGUCACCGGAAGGCAGCCCAGCAAUGUCAGCACGUGGAAGGACGCCAAAACAACACAAUAAUGGGGCGACAU